Messenger RNA from Ostertagia ostertagi, 357 nucleotides. The record is from the annotation of a GenBank genome assembly. NCBI's taxonomy places the organism in Eukaryota, Metazoa, Nematoda, Chromadorea, Rhabditida, Trichostrongylidae.
AUGGCGAGCAGCUGGCGGCUGAUUGUCUCAUUCUCGCAACUUCUGAACCCGGUUCUGUGGCUUAUGUUGAGACAGCGAAAUCUUGAUGGAGAAAGCAAUCUCAAGGAGUUUUGGCUGAGUGGUGCCGAAAUCAUUUAUGACGUUCCAAAUGGAAACAUUUACGAAUUCCAAGCGAACGCGCAUGUCAUUCUCAGAGGUGCCCGACUGAAGAAUACGGACAACAUCUAUGGCAUCGUGCUCUACACAGGACAAGACACCAAGCUCUUCAUGAGCAGUAUCAAACGUGUUAUGAAAUGGUCUGUGGAUGUCCUUUUUACCGUUCGUGUGAACAGUGAAUGUAGCGUAACAAUACAAUAG